AACCUACAACUGGCAGGCAGAAGCAACCGAUCGAAGCCGGAACGGCCAGGACCAGGAGGCAAUCGACCACACGCAAGAAAAAACAGCCCAGGCCAAGCGACUUUUCUGAAUCCGUCUCCUGAAAGUGAAGCUCGGAGGAAACCAGCGACGGUGGCACGGCGACUCCCCCACCUAUAAUACAACCAAGCGUCCAGCUCACCGGGCUUAACACCAAAGCCAGCAACCAUUUCACCGGCGACAGUGGUAGUGAUUGGCAUCGCGUCGGGUUAACCAAAUGGAGGGGCUCAUCCCGUUCAUCUACAAGGCCAUCAAGGAGCGGCGGAGACGGAGCUACUCCAGGUGCAGCUCCACCGGCUCGGCGCACGGCCGGUUCGGGGCCCGCGUGGACCACGGCGUCUGGGAGCAGAAGCAGUGGGUGGCCCCGGCGGCCGAUGGCGGAGGCGGCAAGUUCUCCGCGGAGAGGGAGAUGACGCACCGCCGGCACCGGUCGCUGGAGGAGCUGGCCGGGGAGGUAGGAGGCUCGCCGGGGUGGCGGUCGGGCGCGCUGCCGAGGGGCCGGAGCGUCAGGAUCUUCUCGUGCAUCAGCGGCAUGUGAGGAUGAACUGGACGUGCAUGCGCGGGCGAGAACGCCUGGGUGCGUGCCGGAUGAAGAAAUUUGCUCGUUGUUCUUCCUUAGUUUUGAUGUACGAUUCAGGGGGUGGAGUAAGGAUUUAUGUAGCGACUGUACCGUGUUAUCCAACCAAGAUGUAUAUACACAUGAAUUUGUGAAGAUGUAAAUGAUGGUUUCUAUGCAUGUUA
Phragmites australis (common reed) is the source of this 798-nucleotide messenger RNA. RefSeq lists its product as uncharacterized. The record is from RefSeq and is a predicted model, not a curated record. The coding region runs from base 275 to 595 and encodes 106 amino acids. The transcript has a single exon. Lineage: Eukaryota; Viridiplantae; Streptophyta; Magnoliopsida; Poales; Poaceae.